This is a messenger RNA of Linum tenue, 1614 nucleotides long. NCBI's taxonomy places the organism in Eukaryota, Viridiplantae, Streptophyta, Magnoliopsida, Malpighiales, Linaceae. The record is from the annotation of a GenBank genome assembly.
GCUUUUGAUUUUGCUGGCUUGGCGGAGGAGACGGUGCCAAGGAGGAGAGAAGAAACACAGUUAGGCGGCAAGCGUCACCGCCGUGAACAAAACAUCUCAGGUUUAGCUGAAGGAAUUCGCCGGCGUGUUUUGGGUGGAGCAAGGAAAUAAGAGAACGAAAGAGAUGGGGAAUCCGAAACAAAAAUGGACGGCGGAGGAGGAAGAAGCUCUGCGGGCUGGGGUAGCCAAACACGGCACGGGCAAGUGGAAGAACAUUCAGCAGGACCCGGAGUUCAAUCCCCACCUCUCCACUCGCUCCAACAUCGAUCUCAAGGACAAAUGGCGGAAUAUGAGCGUUGGCUCCGGCGAGAAAUCCCGGACGCCGAAGCCCAAAUUCGCCGCCGCCGAUGCUUCUGUGGCCGCAGCAGUGCCAAUGCCCAUUGCUCAAGCUCCCGCUCCCACCCCAGCUGCUGCUUCAGCUCCAGCUCCAGCUCCUGCUGCUGUUGCGAUUGCGCCUACCUCGACCGAUGUAACAAUGGAGGAUACCAAGCCUGUGAUUAUGUUUGGUACUGAGGUGAAAAUUGCUUCCAAGUAUGAUCCAAUGAUAUUUGAAGCAAUUACGGCCUUGACUCGAGUCGAGACAAAUGUUGUUGAUAUCAGUGCAAUUAUCAGCUUCAUUGAGCAAAGGCAAGAAUUGCCACAAAAUGGUAGGAAGCAAGUAACUUCAAGGUUGAGACGCUUGGUUCAAAAGGAAAAACUUGAAAAGAUUCAGAAUUCGUAUAGGUUCAAGGAAAGCGACCCAACCACUGUUACAAAUGCACCUCCCGUCACACAAGCAUCUUCUCCGAAGAAGGAAGUCAAACCUAUACCGUUGAAGAGCACUGAUUUGGUUACCUCGGAUGAAACCGUGGAAGAAGCAGCAGUUUCUGCUGCAUACAGAAUCGCCGAAGCAGAGAACAAAUCCUUUGUGGCCGCUGAAGCUGUGAAGGAAGUGGAAAGGAUUUUGGAAUUCGCUGAAGAAUCGGAAUCAAAUUUGCAACUCGCCAAUCAGAUAUUUGAAAAAUGUAAGCAGAACACUUUUGUUGGUUUUGUUUAUGAUUACUAUUUUCUUCUCGGUUUCAUUGUCUGCCAACCUUGAGUCUCAAGUAAGCAAAGCAAAGCAAAGCUCUAAAAUACAGGCUCUCUUGACAUGGCAGGUUCGCAGGGGGAGACUGUAAUGUUGUCAUGAGAUGUUGGUCGAGAGUCAAUCGAGGGGGCGAAGCUGAGCAUUCUCGUACUAAGGUGCACUGUAAAUACUGUGUGUCAUUUCAGUAGGCGCUCAUCAGGGCUAAAUUUUGUGAUCGGCUCGCUAGUCUAGUGUAUAGUAUACGUAUGGUGAUGUAUUCUUUCCCCCCCCAUAGAAUUCUGCUGUUUAUGCAGCAAACCAUUUGAUUAAGCUUCCUGAAGUUAGGAUCCGAACCAAGCGAAUCAGUCCCUUACUGCAUUGUCGUUGAGCUGCAGUCGAGUUUUUCCGGAAUCGAAUCAAUUAAUUGAGCAUUACAUAUCUUGUUCAUAUAUAGGCUAACUGAGAGCGAGUGGGGCUCUAAUCGAAAUGUAGUGUCAGUUCAAAUAUGUAACGGUUUGUUGAUUUGGAAA